GUUGAUACCUGUUUUAAAAAAUUUAGUAAUAGUAUUAUUCAAGUUGCCAUACAGUGUAAAUCAUUUUUUUAAAAAGAUGCAUUUCAAUAAGACUCAUGAAGACGUGUUUAUUAUUUAUUAAUAAAGAGUUAUACAUAAUAUAUUUUUUUAAAACUCCUUCAAAAAUUGGAUCUUCACCACGUAAAUAUUUCCAUUGUAGAAGGAUCUACCCCCUUUUAAAAACAACCUUAAAAACUUGUUUAAACUCUAACUUUUGACAUCAUUUUUUCUAUCAAAUCAAAAUGGAACAUUUAGCUUUAGUUAUAAAAUAUGACGAACAAUUCAGAUAUGUAUUGGCAUUGUUAGAUACUUCUGUGGAAAAAGACUAUAAAGACAAAAUCGUCGCAUUGGAUUUAUUUAGUAAGCAACUAAAAGAUCAUGGAAAUGAUCAAGAAAAUAUGAAAAAAAAAAUGGAAGAUAUGAGAAUUCAAUGUGAUAGAUUAAUGCACAAAUUAAAAACUUCUAGCAAACUAUUAGAUGAAGCAAAUAAAGAAAAGAGACAUGUAGAAUUUGAACGAGAUGCUUUAACUCGCCAACUUGGUGAAUUGUACAAAGUAUUUAACAAAGCUAAUCCUAGUAACAAUCCAAAUGGAUCAAUAAUGUUUGAGUAUGAUAAAAUACGGUUUGAUCAAAUGCCACGACAUGAUACAACUGAAUCUAUAUUGUCUGAUAUAAGUUAUUCAAGGUCUGAAGAUAGCUUAGAUUCUGAAAACAAUUUUGAAGAAGCUUUAAAACGAAGGGAACAAGAAUUAGUUGGAACAGUUAAAAGAAAACGUCUUUCAGUGCAAGGAAACAAUAUGGGAGCACUUAAAGAAAUUGAGACUAUUACUUCAAUGUCUAACCAAGUUGUUGCUACUACAACAGUCACAAUGAACCAACAGAAUGGCAAUAUCAGUGCAAAAUCGAUAAUAGAAAGUAAACCAUCCAAUACAUUUCCCAUACCUAGUGCACCUCCUAUUUCUGAUUCUUUGGAUUCAUUUGAUUCAGAAGCAUGUAGUGAUGAAAACAAUCAAAAUGCUCCUAAUACAAUUCAUUCUAGUUCUGCAUUAAACAAAUUAAAUAACAGAGCACAUAACUUCACUCAAAAAAAUAUUAUCAUUCCAGAAGUCUGUGGUCCAUGUGGCAAAAAAGUUAAAUUUAACAAAGUUGUAGUAAAAUGUUUGGAUUGUAAAGCUGUUGCUCAUUUGGAACAUAAAGAUAAAAUACCUUUACCUUGUAUUCCUGUUAAAAAUACUCCUAACAAAAAUGGUGGACGUAUUGCUGAUUAUUCACCAAUGGUUAAUGGCCGUCCAAUGGUACCUGCAUUAGUAAUACACUGUGUGAAUGAAAUAGAACAACGUGGAUUUGAUACUGUUGGUUUAUACCGAGUGCCUGGUUCUGAAAAAGAUGUCAAAGCAUUAAAAGAAAAAUUUCGUAAAGGAGUACCAAAUUUGUCUGAUAUUGAUAUACAUGUAAUUUGUGGUUGUUUGAAAGAUUUCUUAAGAACUUUGGAUGAUCCUUUGAUACCUCAUUAUGACUGGAAAACAUUUACUGAUGCUGUUAGGAAUUCAAAAGAUGAAAAUGAACACAGGUUAUAUCAAGCCAUUUCACAAUUACCUCAACCUAAUCGUAAUACACUGGCUUACCUUAUGUUACAUUUACAAAAAGUUGCUGCUUCUCCAGAUUGUAAAAUGCCAAUUGGUAAUCUUGCCAGAAUGUUUGGGCCAACCAUUGUUGGUUAUUCAAGUGAAAGCUCUGAAAAUAUGUAUUUUGAUUGUGAAUUGAGCAAUAGGGUUGUUGAAGAAAUGUUAAAAUUAUCACCUGAUUAUUGGUCAAAUUUUUUGAACAAUUUAGUUCCUCGGCGUGUACAAAAUAAUCCUGUAAAGCGUACCCCAUCUCGUCCAUUACAACCUACUCAUACUCCAAUUUCUAGAAAUAACCGUAUUUUUGGUUCCAGUACAAAAAGAAGGUAUUUAGAAUCACCACGAUCAGUAAAAGCUGCUAGGAUUAAGCAACUUGAAUCAAAGAAAAAGUAAAGUUCUUAUUUUGUUGUGUAAUAUGUAUAUAGAUAAAUAAAUUUGCAUAAAUAAUUUAGUGUAAGAAAUUUUAAAACAUUAAUCUUUUAAUCUUUUGCAACUAAACUUAAACUUAUUAUAAUUUUUUUUUUUUUACCAAUGUACUUAAAUUGAGUUUUAACUUAAGUUUAAAUUCUUAAUUUUUGUAAUUCUUGAUAAACUACGAACAAAAUGUAGCUGUGGUAUGAUAAACAUUUAAUUUUAUUAUUGUGUAACAUUGUUUUUCAUGUUUUCUUAUUGUGUACCAUAUGAUCAAAGUAAUUUUAUUGUUAAUUACAACAUAUCGAACAAACUUUUAUUUUAGUAUUAGACCAUUUAUUUUUAUACAAAUAUUAUAUAGUUAUAAC
Daktulosphaira vitifoliae (grape phylloxera) is the source of this 2440-nucleotide messenger RNA. RefSeq names its product rac GTPase-activating protein 1-like. The record is from RefSeq and is a predicted model, not a curated record. The transcript has 13 exons. Gene Ontology annotation, biological process: signal transduction. The coding region runs from base 282 to 2054 and encodes 590 amino acids. NCBI's taxonomy places the organism in Eukaryota, Metazoa, Arthropoda, Insecta, Hemiptera, Phylloxeridae.